Molecule: messenger RNA, 339 nt
Organism: Gavia stellata (red-throated loon)
Lineage: Eukaryota; Metazoa; Chordata; Aves; Gaviiformes; Gaviidae
Gene: NPS
Product: neuropeptide S
Exons: 3
Biological process (GO): positive regulation of action potential; positive regulation of synaptic transmission, glutamatergic; positive regulation of synaptic transmission, GABAergic
Cellular component (GO): extracellular region
Source: RefSeq, a predicted model, not a curated record
CUAAAUUUCCAUAUACACUUUAUGCAUGCAAAUCACAGUUGUGAUGUUCUAUGCAGGUUAAACUUUGUUUUCAUUCUUUGGAUCUCAAUGACAUUUGCGUGCUCGGGUUACCCAGUUGACCCUUCCAUGAGCAGCAAUCCUUUUUAUCUGACUUGCCAGCUGUAUGGAAAAUCUGAUCACUGCCUCAUCCUGCUGAAUAACUGCUUAGCCAAGGUGGGCAUGAAUGAAGAAUUGGCUUUUUUAAAGCCUUACCUGGAGAUGCCGUUCAAUAAAAGGUCCUUUCGCAAUGGUGUUGGAUCAGGAAUUAAAAAAACUUCCUUUCGAAGAGCAAAGUCAUAA